AUGGGUGCUUGUAAGCGCGCGAUUCAAUUGGGCGUCAAUUCUGGGAUUAACUCGGUCAGAUUGCGAGGAAUCAAUGCAGCAAGAGAUUCUGCAGUAAACGCGCUCAAAUUGACUGGAAACUCUGUCAGUUCAUUUAGUUCGUUAUCCUCGAGUCCGCCUGGAUACCAAUUCGACUAUAGACAGAUCUCUCAGCUCGUCAAGCCCAAGGGAAAACGUGUUUAUCUUGUUGAUACGCUGGCACUGGUUAGGAGUUUAGAAGCAAAAGGCAUACCUUCAAAACAUGCGGAGGCAAUAACAUUAGCAAUGACUGAGGUUUUGGAUGACUGUAUGGAGAAUAUCUCACAGUCUCUCAUUUCGAAAGCAGAGAUGCAGAAAAUUAAGAUGCGUCAAGAAGCCAACCUUUCUAGGUUUCAGUCUGAAGUUCAAGGUUCCCAGGAACGUCAUUUUUCUUUGUUGCAACGUGAAGCUGAAAAGCUCAUGAAUGAUAUCCAGAAAAUGCGUGGCGAACUAAGGUAUGAGAUUGACAAGGUCAAUGCCGGCCAGCGCUUGGAUUUGAAUCUUGAAAGGGGUCGCAUCCGAGAUGAGCUUUCCAAUCAGAGUGCGGAAACUACAAACCUUACUAACAAGCUUGAUGGAGAAAUUCACGCAUUGCGAGCUCAUAUUGAAGCAGCAAAGAACGAUGUGAUCAAAUACUGUAUAGGGACCCUUUUAUCUAUAUCUGCCGUAGGUAUCGGAAUGAUUCGCGUUUUUAGCGCCAAAUAA
Fraxinus pennsylvanica is the source of this 762-nucleotide messenger RNA. NCBI's taxonomy places the organism in Eukaryota, Viridiplantae, Streptophyta, Magnoliopsida, Lamiales, Oleaceae. The record is from the annotation of a GenBank genome assembly.